Molecule: messenger RNA, 3612 nt
Organism: Esox lucius (northern pike)
Lineage: Eukaryota; Metazoa; Chordata; Actinopteri; Esociformes; Esocidae
Product: cardiomyopathy-associated protein 5
Exons: 4
Coding region: 338-3034 (898 amino acids)
Source: RefSeq, a predicted model, not a curated record
UUUUUAGAAGGGACAAGGAAAAUAAAAAAAGAAGUGGGCGUCUUUUUACUGCUGAUACUGCUGCAACUGUAUGACUUAUAUACUUCCACAAUCUGGCUCAAGAUUUUUUUUUUUCAAAUCCCAUGAAAAACUACGGAUAAUAGUUAUUUGUCAUAUAUACUGCUGAAUGUCAACACUAGUGACAAGAAGGCUGAGAUAAAUUGUGGAUACUGCUCCUUUUUGCCAGAUUAUGCUGAGCUUGAAAUUUGAGCAAGUUGUCUCAUUUGGAGUGUCAUCAACAUUGCUUUGCGGAGCCCCUAUAAGAAGCCAUAGAAAUAGAUGAAAACAACAGGAUACAAUGGAUGCAAUAGAAACAAUGGAACAAAGCAGGAUAGACCCUGAUCCAGACACUCUGACAAUGCUUGAGGAUGAUGUGGACAUUAUUGAGGGGGUUUCCCAAAUACAUGACGAAGUUGAGGAUCUGCAGAAUAGUUUGCGGUUGGCAGUCCAGGAUGAGGCAGUGCGUCCCAAGAUGCAAUGCUUAAUGAUGGAUCCCUCCUUCUCAAUGGUUGCAGUGCAGGGUGAGGACAGUGGCAUCCAAUGGGAGACUAACUCGAGUCGCUGCUCCACCCCAUGGGGUUCCGAAGCCGACCCCACCCUUACCCCUGCCUCAGAAUUCUACGUUCCUAUUAACGAUAGGUCGGUAACACCAGGAUUAAAAGCUGGAACGGCGGGUAAAAUAACCUUUUUAAUGGAUGAGGCACUGAUGGUGAGAAGAGCGAGGACAAAAAUAAGCAGUGGAGGCGGACGCAUGAGCCGACAAGCUGAAAGACGGGAACAGGCUAGGGAUGACAUUGGUGAGUUGGUUGAGAAGCCAGAGCUGGUGGAGGUUUCCCUGCCCAAUGUGAGGGCAGAGCGAGAGGGGGAGGAGGAUGAAAAAACAGAUCCCAAAGAGGAGAAGAAGCAGAGUUUGUUCCGGCUGGUGUCAGAAGGCUCAGAGAUCCUGAACAUCGUUGUUCCUCCCAGGCUGGUGAGCAUAGAUGAGGAGGAGAGCAGGGUCAUGGUAGACAACCUGUCUUACCUGGAGCAAUCCACCUUCAACAGACUUAGUAAUAAAACCAUUGAAGAGGUAUUCGAGGAGGACAGCACACCACCAGAUGAGGGUGGAGAUAAAACAGUGGAAAACACUACGUCCUCCCAUCCCACCAGACCUGGUCAGACUGAUCCUCCCGGUGCUCCAGUGGCAAAGCAGUACAGCCGUGGAGCCCCCAGUGACAUUGACUACUUUGAACCAUUUAAUCUGAUGGAUGAACCCGCUCCUGGAGGCCCCACAGCCAUUGAAUUGGGACGGGAGGAGGCGAAGACGGACGGUGAAGAGGACAACCAACAGGCCAGGACAACCAGCAGGGCAGACCGGGAACGCUCCCAAGAAUCUGCACUUAUGAGUGAAAACCUCGAAGCUUCCAACAUAGAUGUCAAUGAAAAAGAAAUCUCCAGCGACCACCUGGAUGAAGUGUUCUAUGGUGGUAUGGACGAUAUGCCCUCUCAGAACUAUCUGAAUGUAGAAAGUCACCCAAAGUCACCCAAAUCCCCCUUGAAGGAGAGUGGAUCUGCCCUGUUUGGCAGCGAGGAGACCAUCCUCACCCCCAUCUUCCUCCCCUCGGGACCUCCCAAAAUCAUUAAUCCCACUCUGCUGGAGGAGCCUGUGGCCAUGGCCUUCCUCUACACAGACCUGUAUGAGGAAGCGGUGGGCAGCAGGGAAGGAGUGAAAGAGGAAGACAGGGAGAGUGUAACUUCUGAAAAAUCCUUCCACAGCAGACACUCAGACCGUGAGGACAGGGGGUAUCUGGAGAAGUUUGUCCUGAAGGAUGAGACACCCAUGGUGGAGCUGGAGAGGGAAGAAGCAUUAGAUGAGGGCUUCAGGACAUGGACCCAGGAAUCAUAUGCACUUGCCAGUUUUCUCGAACAACCUGAUGAAACAGAAGGGGAGAUACAGGGAGUUGAGCAAGACAUGACUGAUUUCUUCAGGACAAAUGCCAGUUCCUCUCCAUCCGAUGAAAGGUACAUACCAUCACUAGAUAAAGAAAAGAAUGAGGCGGAACCUGUGAAGAAAGACAAACAUGUCAAAGUGGACCAUAAAGUUUUAGACACGAUGGAAAAAGCAACUCACCCUCAACGAGUGGAAGAAAGGAAAACCAUGGUUGAGAUGGAGGCUCAGGGUAUCAUAACAGAUUUAAAUGAGCAGCCAAUCUCUGGCCCUCGGUUUCCCCUUGAGGGGGUAUGUGGAGAGAGUUCCAUUAAACCCUCCUCAGACCUUCAACUCUUUAAAAAACAUGACUCUUCCAGCAAGCAAAAACAAACACUGCCAUCUCCUCUGUGUAAGAAACAGACCCUGCAGAAAACCAAUCAGGAAGUUCUAAUGCCAGUUGCACCACCUAGAAGGAAGCCAGCAGUACCUACCAAGACCUCUCUGAACUUAGUGCCACUGGCUCGGGCCCAGACUCCAGUCGAGACCCUAGAAGAGGGAGUGAGUGAUGGAAGCAAAGAAGAGAGGGAGGAGGAAAAAGAGACGGCUUCACCAGCUGAGACUGCUGACGAGGGAGAGGGGGGCGGAGAGACUGGACAGAGAAAGGAGGAGAAAGAUGAGGCAUCACCAUUGGACAGCCUAUCCUCAUUUUACCAAUCCCAGAUUGCACUGCAUUCAAGUGCCACUACUGACCCAGCGAAAGAUGUGAGUGAAAAAGCAGCAGACAAAAAGACAGAGUUGGCAGACGGAAAAACAGAACCACUUCAGGCUGAGGAGAGUAACCACCCCAAACCAGAUACCGACCCGGUACUGGCAGCAAAAGACAAUAAAACAGAACCAGAUAAACGAGAGACAGAACCAGAGAGGGCAGAGACUAAACCAGCUGAGCCAGAGGUUGAACCAGAGACAAGUAGGGGGAGUAAUGAGACUGUACCAACUGAAACAGGAGCUAGCCAGAGAUCUACUGCCUCAGGUCCAGCCACAGUGACUGACUCAGCCAAAGAUAGAAAUGGAUGCAUUAUCCUUUGACCUCGUUUAGUGGGAAAAUGCAAUCUCCACUAUAGUUUUAUUGGCUUCAUGUUGCAGUAAUUGGGAACUGAAAGGACAAUGACAAAUCUACACAUUUCCUGAAUGGCAAAACAAAAAACUCUGGGUAUUUUUGUGCAUACAUAUGUUUUAUAAUUUUAAAAUAGUUUGGGUCAGUUUCAGGGCCUAGUGUCUGGCCAAGUUAACUCAACCUCAUACAAUAGGGUAAGUUUGCGACUAGCGUUGGUGGACUGGUGAUCCAGCAGCACAUCAAAUUCUUCAUAAAAAAGUAAAGGGAAAGCAACCAAAGAAUAGCUAGCAUUUACACAGAAGAAAACUGCUAAUUGUUGGGUGCCUAAAUUAAUAGUUUAAUGUAAUUUAAUGUGAUGUUGUAGUUUUAGUUAUUGGCCUCCAAUCACAAUUUGGCAAGGGCUGGGUUAACUUGGCUAGCCUAUGCUUGAAAUAAGAUUAUUCAUUGAGCAAUCAGUCAUGUAGCCUUAUUAUAAUGUGGGUCAUAUUUUAACUUUUGAAGUUAAUUCCUUAAUAUUUCUGCACUGUACAAUAAAAAGCUACUCAUUUUA